UAUCCACGCUUAUACCUAUGUACGUAAUUACCCUUAUAUCAUUUUCUCAUCUUUCACAUACAAUACUGCUAUGCGAUGCUUCACAUUUAAGCAUAACUAUUACUACCUUAUACACGUACCGGUAACUCCUUGUAAGUAGUGCUAGUAAAUAGCCACAAACAGCACGAUGGCAAAACCUAAGUCAUUCACCAAACAUGCAAAGGCAAAGUCCAAGAAGGAACCAAAGUUAGUUACAGCAGAUGACUUCCAAGCCGCUGGUGUUGACUUUGAGGAAGCUGCUGGAAAAUGGCGUGCGGGGGAUGCUGCCAAGUCAAUGAGGUUCUUUCAGCGAGCUGUGGACAUAUACGACCAAGGCCUGCAAAAGUUCCCUCAAAGCGUAGACCUGGCUUACAAUAAAGCUCGAGUACAACUGGAGAUAGCUACACAUCCAAUUCUGGUCGAACAGUUGCAACGGCCACUGAGGGAUGUCCUGGAAGAAGGCUUAGUAUCGCAUCAGUAUGUGUUACAACUGGACCCUGCAAAUGACGAUGCACUCUUCAACACGUCGCAGGUCCUCACAGCAAUUGCCGAGAUGAUGGCAACGAAUGAGGAAGAGCCCGGUGACGCCGAAGCAAUGAAAAUGCUUCGUGAAGCGCUUGAGCUGCAGGGAAGAUGCCUCGGCAUCCAAGAACAGAAAUAUGAGGAAUUUCUCGCGCAAGAACGUGCUGCAGACGAACAAGGGGGGGCGGAGAAUACCAACCCGCCAGAUGCGGCAUACACUCGCGGUGCAACCGAGGAUGCUGAUGAAGAAUGGUUUAAUGUCAUCGAACCAGUCACCCGCGACACCCUCAUCGAUACGGUGCUUGCCCAGCUAGGAACUUUGACCACCUUUUGUAGCAUUCUAAGCUCUUCGUUCAAACUUGCCCCCAAAGGAACGCUUGCUUGGGUUGAGGGAAUCUCGACAACACUUAUAAGGAAGGCUGAGUCAUUCUCUUGCGACCAGCAAAAUAGGUUACGUGAAAUUGCCUUGGCACGAGCAAACCUCUUGUCGGCGAUGCUGGAAGCGGGAUAUAAGUCUAACCAGAUUGAUGUCGAGACUUACAAACGAGAAAGAGAUGCAGCUUUUGCUUCGACCGAACUCCAGCUUGAGCGAUCAGUAGACGGCCUUAUCCACAACGCCCGCUCUUUGUUGGCCUUCAACUCAGCGCUAACUGAUACCAAUAAUGGAGAUGUCCAGUCACACUCGGUCCUACGGUGGAAUGCUCUCACGGCGAGCAUAGCUAAUUUGAGAUCAGCGUCGGCAAUGCAAGGUAUUUCCGAAGACGACCUAUCCACAACGCAUCUCCUACGCGGUGAAGCAUCUCUAUAUCUUUACGGAAUGGCCUUCCCGCCAGCUUCGUAUCCCACGGCUACAAGCAGCGCCAUGCAAAACGCCAAGAAUGCAGAGGUAUAUUACCGCAAUGCGAGCAAACUAUCCCAAGACCAGGAAGAGAAGGAUAUCUCUUCAAUAAGGUCGGCGGUGGCUCAGUACUUACAAGCCUAUUAUCAGGGCCAGGGCGCGGGAUGCGUCAGUGGCUUGUUCCAAACUUGCGCCCGGGGUCAAGCGUGGGUUGCCACACAGCUUGAAGAGAUGAUGGCUGAGAAUCUUGUACCACAAGGUGCUUUUGUAGAUCUCUAACCUAAAUGAGUAUCUGGCCCAUGGAGCUGGGAACCUCAUGACUUGCCCUCUCAUCA
Molecule: messenger RNA, 1713 nt
Organism: Hypoxylon fragiforme
Lineage: Eukaryota; Fungi; Ascomycota; Sordariomycetes; Xylariales; Hypoxylaceae
Exons: 2
Coding region: 167-1657 (496 amino acids)
Molecular function (GO): protein binding
Source: RefSeq, a predicted model, not a curated record